AUGAAGACGAAGGUUAAAAUAAACGCAGUCUUGGAGAAGAAACUUGAAGAACUCGAGUGUCUUCGUGAAGCACUCAAUUCUAACUACGAUGAUACCAAUCUCCACCGGGAAAUUCAACUCCGGGUUAUUUUUGCUCAGACCCUUUUAACGGCUGAGAUUGUGUCGCGACAGGUUGAUAUGGAAGGACAAGAUUACAGCGAAGAAAGGCUGGAACUUGCUUGCAUGGCUAAGAAGUUGAAGGAUCUCGAGGAGGCUGUCAAAACCAACCAACGGUCCGGUCAUGAUGAUAUUUCGGUGAUCGAAUUGGAAACUAAUGAUGGUGUUGUCGACGGUGAAACCGGUUCGGUGUACUCUUUGGUCGAAUCUUGUGAUGACGAAUUUGGUAAAGCAGAGGAAGAGGAAGAGGAGGAGGAGGAAGACGCCGAGCAAUGUCCAUUAUUUCAAGAUGCGUCAUCGGAGGAGAAGGGAGAAGUGGUUAUGUUCCCGGCAGUGUCGGAGGACGAGGAAGAUGUGGCUGUUAUUGAAGUCAAAAAGAAGGGGCGGGGGAGUUUUAGGGGUUUGGUUUGCGUCGGUUUAGUUGGUUUAGUUGGUGGGAUGGUUAGUUUAUUAGGUUAUAUUGGUGAUGAAAUGAAAGAGGAUUGUUAUUUUCCUACCCCUACGUAA
This is a messenger RNA of Microthlaspi erraticum, 663 nucleotides long. Lineage: Eukaryota; Viridiplantae; Streptophyta; Magnoliopsida; Brassicales; Brassicaceae. The record is from the annotation of a GenBank genome assembly.